Cladocopium goreaui is the source of this 7848-nucleotide messenger RNA. The record is from the annotation of a GenBank genome assembly. Lineage: Eukaryota; Dinophyceae; Suessiales; Symbiodiniaceae.
AUGCUUUUCGUCCAUCAAGCGCCACGGAUGUGGCAAGAUCCCAAAGGUGCCACAGCCACACUUCGUGGUGCCAGUGACCGCCCCAGAAGCAAAAGAUCUGGCAGCGCCGGAUCUGGACGUCGUCCCAGCAGUGCUGUGGGCGGAGGUGGAGACGGUCCGCAUCGGAGACACGGUAGCGAUCGGCCCUCGCGGCCAGGCAGCGCCUCCGGCAGUGCCCGCUUCGGCACGGCACUGCGGACCUCAUCGCCACCGGGCAGUGCACGGUCACAGACACCCGUUCUGGUGGCCACCAACAGCGAUGGAGGCGGCGCAGGCGGCAUGCACUUCCGAGUUUCCUCAGCAGGCCGAACUUCACCGAAUCGACCUAGGACACCUUCGUCGCAACGGCGUGCACAGGCACAGGUGGCGCAGGGCAAAGAUGCCACGAGUUCAGUGACCCGUCUCGAUGGUCAGAGUGAUGGUGGAAGUACCCCUUCUGCAGCUCAGAAGGGCAAUGGCAGUUUGACAACUGUGAUUUCCUCGGCUCUCGACUACAAGCGGUUUCUGGAUCGGCGGAAGCAAAUGAUUCAGCAACAAGUUGAGUCAGCGCAGCAGGCGGACAACAUCGGCGCGAAGGCUGAGCCGCAGGCCACAGCGGAGCCAGAAGAGGUUUCACGCCCUGCGGUAGGUUGGAACGCGAGGCCAGCAGGCCCCGUGAAGGGCAACCAUGCAGCGCACGUCGCCGUAGCGCAGGCGAUCCCCACAAAGCGACCGAGCUCCUCAGGCACAACAGCGACCACAGCCUCCAAGGGCAGUGGUGAAGAUUCACAACCAGAGGACUCGGGGACUCCCCUGUCAGCGCGCAGCAACACCAAUACCCACCUGUUGCGUCGAGUUUGCGUCAUGCCAGAGAAGCGCGCCCAGACGCCCACCACCAGACCGGGAUCAAGCUCGGGAGGCGAUAGAUCAGAUAGCAUUGGACGAGUGAGUCGAGUUUCACUUCCUGCCGGCGGUGCUCAUCAAGCUUGUCGAAGUUUGGGACAGGCUGAGCAGCGCGGUGAGAUCCUGGGUGGCGCCUCCAAGGAUGCCACCGAGACUGUGGAAGUCUCCGGUCGCAAGCAGCGCGAUUCGUUUGACGCGCUUCUCAAGGAUGAUAUGAGUGAUGGCCGGCCAAGCACAAGCACAACACUCUCAGGCAGUUCGUUGGAUGACUACAUCGUGGGGAAGCAGAUUGGCCAAGGAGCCUAUGCCACGGUGGCCUUUGGAUUGCACAAGGAGUCCAGCAAGAAGGUCGCCAUCAAGAUUUACGAGAAGUACAAAUUAUUGGACCCGCAGCGCCGGAAGAGUGUGCGCUGUGAGAUUCGGCUGAUGGAACGCCUGCGGCAUCCAAAUAUCGUGGAGUUUCAUGAGGCGCUGGAUACGCCAAAACAAAUCUAUUUGAUCAUGGACUUUGUGAGUGGCGGUUCCCUACAUCACUUCUUGAAGAAGCGCCCGAACCGACGAACUGACGACCCGCUGGCGAAGCGUUUGUUCUUUCAGGUGUGUCAGGGCAUCAAAUACCUCCAUGACCGCCACAUUGUGCACCGCGACGUGAAGUUAGAGAAUCUACUUCUUGACGAGCAUGGGACAGUGAAGAUUAUCGAUUUUGGCUUCUCCACCAUCGUGCCUCCUGGAAAGAAGCUGAAGGUCUUUUGUGGAACUCCUUCCUACAUGGCCCCAGAGAUUGUGGCCAGGAAAGAGUACACCGGCUUCUGUGCAGACAUUUGGGCCAUGGGCGUUUUGCUCUACGCCCUCCUCUGUGGGAGCUUCCCUUUCAGGGGCCAAAACGAUCGUGACCUCUACCGCAAAAUUGUCCGUGGAGUCUUCCACAUUCCGGACUUUGUGGGCGAAGGUGCCAAGUCGAUGGUACAAAAGGCGUUGACCACAGAUAUGCUCCGUCGGCCCACCGUUGAUGAUCUCCUAGCAGAUGCCUGGCUCUCUGCCCAUCGUGAAGAGGUUCAUACUGGCAAAGCAGUGGCCUACCAACCGAACUGUUCGACCUCCAGCACCUUGACCACCACAGCCCCAUCCAGUGGCAGUGCCCGCGAGACCAGCGGUGACAGCCCCCGGUCCCGGACCUAUGCCACGCCGCCCCCGGCACCGGCCCUGGAGCGGGGCGACCGGGGCGACCGGGACCACAAGGAGGAGAUCAAUGGAAUCAAGGACCAUUCGGUGGCCAGGACAGCCACACAGGCGUCAGAGGCGACCAUCACGGAUGAGCGCUACAAUCGCCGAGUGGAGGAGGAAGCCAUCAGCAAACUCGAACGCCUGGGAUAUCCACGAGAGGAAAUUGUGCGACAACUGAAAGAUCCCUCGUCCCACCUGUUUCGAAAGCCAAGAGCUGAAGUCAGCUCUUCCCCAUGUCGUCUGAUGGCAGCGCUCGGUGGAUUGCUUGCGGCCUUGCAGCAACUUCGUCGUGCUCCAGGGCCGUUGAGCACAGCCCUUGCACCGCUGCUGCUGGCUGAUUUGGAAUGGCUUGGGGACUCUGCCACUUCCGUGCGGCAGCUGGCUCAAGAGCUGCUUCGUCGAGAGGUGGAAGAGGAUGACGGUUGGGAGCUAGUGGAAGAGCUAACGCUAGAUGUUCCAGACACGAAGGAUCCGAAGGAUCCGUGGUUGGAGACUCUUCUGCAGCUGCUCCGCUGUCACAGCUGCAGUCGGAAGACAGGUGGCGCCUUCUGUGACACCCACGUCACCACUGUGGAAUUCCUCUUGGAACUGCAACCUCCACUGUUGGAGACCUCUGCUGGAAGGUGGCAGGAACUGAGAGCGGAUGACCCCAAAGUGCAGGAAGACAUCGACUCCUGUGAGGCCCUCUAUGGCACAGAUGCGGUGAUGCGUCAGGAAGAUCGCGUGGAGGUCAAGGUUGAGGAUGUUUCUGUGGUCUACCGCUUCAAUACGAAGGACCCGAUGCGAGUGGAAGUUCGAGGGGGGCCUGGUGCAACGACUGGCCAAGAACGCGUGCCCAACGCGGCCUAUGCUGUGUUGCAGAGUUUCCGCGGUGGCGCCUUGACGCUGGAUGAAGCCGUUCGCCUGGCUGCCGAAGCGCGGCGCUCGGAGCCAUCCACCUCAUCAUCGACCCCGCUGAUGUUGGCCACUCCCAGCAGUCAAUGGCUGGGGCUGAGAAAGGAGACAGCCGCAGUGAAGCUGGAUUUCUUCAGCCCAAAGGAGGCUGCAAGAGAAGCCGCUCAAGUUGUGAAGAAAUACCUGGAGCAGCACAAGACUUUCAAGCCUGCUGGCUCAGCCGAAAGCGUUGUGAACGAAGGGUUGGCCACACGUUUUGCGGAGAAGUUGGCCCAGAUGCGCUGCGACAGUCAGGGGCAGUUUGUGACCCCUUCGCUGGUCUUCCAUGGGGCACCUUCCCAGGAGGUGCUUCGCAGCAUUUGUCGCCGUGGCUUCCUGAUGCCUGGAGAUUGGAUUGAAGGCACUCCGGAUUUUCUGGAGGUAGAACACGGCAACGUCAAAGGCCUGGGUGUUUAUACGUCGCCGUGCCUCGACACUGCAGCAAGAUAUUCAGGAGUUUUGGAUGCAACAGGUUGUGGUUUGGUGUUGGUGGCUUUAGCGGCCCCGGGCAUUUGUUGGUACGAGAAGAGCCGCCAGCAUACUCAGCAGCUGAUUUCCAACUGGUUCUUCCCUCGGGCUCCAAAGGUGGGCACCGAGCACAAUGGUUGGGUCUGGCUGGGUGAUGCCUGGCAUGUCAAAACCGACGGCACAGCCUCAAGGAGCGCCCUGGCCGACGUGGCCUUCGCCCCCGGCACCGCUGCGUGUUACGACGGCGCGUUUCACUCGCGGCGCUUCGGGGGCGGCACAAAGGUCUCGGAGGAGUUGGUCUUGGCCUCGGUGGAUCAGCUGCUGCCACUGCUGCUGUUGCCCUUCGCAGCCCGUCAAGACUUGCAAAAGGCGCCGCUGAUGCCAUUGCCACGGCUGAAGAACAAUGGCCGAAGGCGACGCCAGCUGUGCGGAUCCAACAUCUACAGGUAUCCUUCCGAGGAGCUGCCAGAGAAGGAGCUUCUGUGCUCCAAGCUGCUGGAUGCCGAAGAAGCCAAGGAUCAGCUGUGGGCAGUGCAUGUUCCGGUGAGCCAAGGCGCAAAGUCAAGUGGAAGGAACAUGAAUGCCAUCUUCCUGGUGGACGAGUCUCUGGCCGGCACCGAGUUCAAAUCCCAGGUGGUUAGCCUCGUGAGUUCCUUAAGUGGCCAGCUGCAGGCGGUCUCUGCAGCUGCAACCUUCAACAGUAGUGGCAUCGCGCAGAGCAUUUCCUUCCUGCCCUGCGAGACUUUCCAGGCAACUUUCAACUCCAGAUGGCCACCUACUGCACCAGGUGAGGCGCUGGGUGACCUGGCCUCUGCAGCGGAGUACGCCACAGAUGCCGCCAUCGCAAAGCUGGUGAAGGACACGGAGCGACACCUGCAAAGCCUAUCACCCUGGGUCUAUCUGCGCGCGGGGCAGCAGCUGGAGAGUCGUCAGAGGAAGACGGCCACGGUGGUGCAGGUGCUCUUCGACAAGUCUGAGCCGAUCAGCCUCGAGGUCGAGUGGGCCGCUGGCAAGAGGCAGACAUCAACCAAGCUAAGUACGACAAAAGUCAACGACGAGAUGUUUCUGCAUGCGGAGUUCCAAGAGGGAGUGUCCCAUGAGUUCUCCGCGCGGAAGUUGCCGUGGACUGCAACGCCAGCAGAUGUGGCAGCAGAGACGCGCUUCGUGAUUGUGCUGUUGUCCUCGUUUACAUCCAAAGAGAGAGGCAGCUCAGUGUUGGGAAGGUUGGAGAGUCGCUUGCAGAGCUGCAGCACACAGUUGCGAUGCAGUGGCUGUUGCACCACCAUGAUUCCCUUGGUCCUGGGUGGUGGUGCAGCAGGGCUCCGCCUGGCCACCCACCUCCGAGAUGCUUUGUCCACCCGAUCUUCGUGGUGGAUGCCGUUCUACCAAGCAGACGCAUCCACUGCAGACACCAAGGCGGAGGUCACCCGAUUGAUGGAACGCAUCACUGAGGAUUUGGGCGGAUGGUUGAAGAGCUGGGACGAGAUUGAGGGCACCGCGCUAGUCUCCCUGUCCCUGGGCAGCACCGCCGCCAGCGUCAGCUGCGGCUUCCUGGAAAGCCCCACUGGGCCAGCCUCGUGGAAGGUGACGCUGCACUCUCCCGGGGAGGCUUCAGAGGCGCGCGGACAGUGCAUCUUGUACAAGGGCGAGCUUCCCCGGAGAGACAUCUGGGUGGAUGACGACGAGUAUCGCCUCGUCACCUGCGAGCCACCGGCCAUCAGUCUUACAACAGGGACCAUCGACCACUGGAGACGGGCGCUAGAGAUUUCUCUGGCGCUGGAGAAAUUGGCUCAGCAGCUGCGUGCCACAUCCUUAGCCUCCCUGGAUGGUGGACAGAUCUCCGACUGGGUGACGAAGCUUCGGACCAUGGCUGAAGCGCUGACGCCGCCCAGGCCAGACAAGAACACGCUUCAAGCCUUAAGCAGGUUGCCGCCUUCUGAGUGCGCAGCCAUGGCCACGCGGCUCCGAGGCUUGAGUGGUGGCCUGCAACGCACUGCCAACGCCAUCAAGGAUGCUGCUGAGCUACAUCAUGCGGCAGAGCAGGAACCCUCCAGCGCCGCCUGGCUGCGCCGUGCCUCGCAGAUGAAGUACGGUGUAAAGGUGCUUCAGAGGGCCAAGAAGAACUUGGAAGCUGGCGAGGAUCAGGACCUUUGGUUGAAGCAAUUGGACACCCUGACAGCCCUGCAGCUGCCUGUGAUUGAGCAAGAACUACCGUCAUCCAUGGUCACAGGCUGCACCAUGCUGCAACAGCAGCAAGAGUUGCAACGCCGUGCGCCAGAGCUCAGGAAGCUCCGGCCUUCGGAGGCACUCUACGCCUGCGGCGCCCUUGGGGUGGCGCUGCGCUGCCGCCGCUCCGACGCCGCGGAGGUGGAGCCCUGGCUUCUGGUGGUUGAGCAUGUCUCUCUAUCCUGGGUGGACACUGCCAGUGCAGCGCUGACGCUGGACUCCGGCUAUCACUUGCGUGACGAUGCGGGCGAGGUCGCACCAGAUGUGGCAGUGCUGGCCUGUGAGCCGCGGGAGUUUUACCACUGGUUUGUGACAUCUGAGAUGUACAAGAGUUAUUUGGCCAUGGUCUUCACGCGCAAUCCUUUGGGUCAAGUACCAGGUCAACCCUACGCGCUGCCAGUGAUUCUUUGGGUCAAGACGGCGGAGCUGUUGAUUGGUCGAGCUCCGCGAGAUGCAGCUGUGAUGCCCAAGGAGGAAGCCGAUUGGUUUCGCCACAUGCUGCGAAUACAUCUGAUGGCAAUGCAUACAGUGAAGCAGCUGACACAGGAUAGAGGCUCCAUGGAGCAGCUAGCUGAAGCACUCGGCAGCCCUGAACCAGCGGCCGCGCUCACGGAAGCUGAAGGAGGGCCCCAGUCUGUGUGUUUGGCACUGGCAGCCUGUUGCUUUGCCAAGAACGCCCUGCCGACGUUCUGGGGGAGCCGUGGCCUAGAGCGCGCCAAUUCCAGAACUCUGCAGCGUGCAAACUCCAAAAGCCUCGGCAGACAGAGAACCGCUGAGAUCGAGGACGCGGCCAAUUGGCCACGCCGCUUGCGUCGCUUGGCCCUGGCGAUGAUGGCAGAGGCAGUUUCCCGGGCUUGCCGACGGCUGGUGCGGUCUCUUUGUACUCCUGAGACUGAAGCCGACGUCCUGAAGAAGUUGCUGUGGAAUGCCUUAGGUGUCGAGGAGUCCUCCAUUGCCCAAGUGACACCUCCUGGAGCAUCGGAGCCUCCAGAGCUGGCGAAGCCGGAAGGGCACUCCGAUGACUGUGACGUUGCGCACGUCCAACGGCGCUCAGCGUUGCUGUUUGCACCGCAGGGGAAGUACUUCCAGGUGGCUUUGACUAAUUGCACACCGCAAGGGGUGGUUGGCACAUUGAUGAUCCGCAUGGCCUUGCUACAAGGGAAACUGGAUCCAACCGAUGACACCGUGGAGAAGCUCAUGCAGCAGUUGUGGCAGCGAGAGAUCUCAAUGAAGGCCUUCGUAGAAGCGGUUCUGCCUGGCGACGUGUCUCCCGGGGCCGUCCAGGCGGCUCUGUAUGUGCAAGGCCUUCGCUACCACAGUGCAAAGCAACGCCGUGGUGGCCUGGCUCCUCUGUCAGCACCGGAACAGAUCUUGCGCAGCCUGGCUCGUGAGCAACGACAUUUGGCCUAUUUGGAGCAGCUGCGUGCGAAGCUGCAAAGCCAAAGCAGUGGCGCAAGACACGCAGCACGUUCUGCUCAGAGGCAACUUGUGCUUUCCAGCUUUGGUCCAACGCAUGCGGGUUUGCCACGGCUCUUCAAUCACAAGGACGUGUCUGAUUUGAAUGCACUGCGGCCUGCCACGGAUCAGCUCGAGUUACUUCCCAAUGGAUUGCUGAAGCAUCACUGCUGCUUUCCAUCGUGCCCGCAAUAUCUUCAAGACUUGCGGACAGAGAAGGAUAAGUUGGCCGAGGUGUCGGAGCAAAGAGGACGGAACCUGGUGGUUGCGCAGCGGCGCCAUGGCCUCUUCAAACAUUUGGCUCCCAUGACUUGGGUUGAAGCGGGCCAGGAGGACGGCUAUGUGCCAAUGCUUCAUGCAGCGGCCCAUGCGGCCUUGCAGAAUCAGAAGGGAAAAAACCAGCAACACUUGUUACGAAGCAUCAAAGAGCAGUUAGAGAAGAGACUCGAGAGACUCUCAUCUUCAGGAGCUUCCGAGGUGCUUCGCAGCAAAUGGCUGGAGGACAUCUUGGAGAAACUGGCUAUGGAGAUGUGUCGGUGAUGGUAAUGAAAAGCACCCAUCGUCGCCUCUCAAAACGAGAUGGUGGGCCAAUUGGGAGCCUGGGAGCCUUUGAACUUCCAG